Molecule: messenger RNA, 1206 nt
Organism: Theileria equi strain WA
Lineage: Eukaryota; Apicomplexa; Aconoidasida; Piroplasmida; Theileriidae
Exons: 1
Coding region: 1-1206 (401 amino acids)
Source: RefSeq, a predicted model, not a curated record
AUGUGCAAACUGGCUCAAGAAAUACUGCUUGCUACUACAUUUACAGUAGCGUUCGCUUCCCUUCCAGACAACGAUUCGGUUAAUAAGCUCUCAGAUUUAAAACUGGAACUGAGUAUAAACAUCAAAGACGCCAAAAGAGUGAAUGAGUAUAGAAGGAAGAUUACCGAACGGGUUGACAAUUAUCUUACUACCAGCCAAAAAUCUGCUUCUAGUUCAACCAGAUCCUUUGAAUGGGAACUUUUAGAGAUUGAAAAGAUUAAAAAUGAUGUUGAGACACAGAUUGCCAGCGCAAAGGUAAAAUUGAAUAAGAUUUUAGACGAAAGCGUCGUUGCUUCAGCUGAGAUUGAUGAAGUUUUGGAUGGUAAAGAUACUGAAAAAGUACUCGAAGAAGAGAUAAAAGCACUUGUGGAGGAGAAUAGAAAAACUUUGCAGGCGUUAGACUAUGAACAUGGCAUUCUGGAUUACAAAGUUGUGAAGUUGGGAAUUAUCGAUAAUAUAAUCACCAAUAACGGAAUCUAUACGCCGUUCAAGAAUAAAGAUUUAUACCCGCAAAGCGAGGCAGAUUCUGCUACUCUAACAUUAGACCAAAAUACUACGGAGAACCAAAUUUAUGCCCUCCUUUUUAAUCCUGAACCAAAAGUAUUUACAAGGGAAGAACUAAGGCAUCUUUCAGAUUCAAUGGAAAGGUUAUUGGUGAACAGGUUAUUAGAGUUUAAAAAAAUUGGAGAUGAAUUAAUGAACAAGGUAAAUAGGGUAAAGGAGUUUAAACCAGACAUCUCAUUUUCUCUUGGAAACAUAUACAAACUAUUCAAGGCUUUAGUCAUAAAUCGAGAGGAUGAAAAAUUAGCCAGUGAAUUAUUACAAUUAAGUGAACAUUAUCGUGAAAUUAUGUCACUUGUAUCUCCCGCAAAAAAGGAUAUUGAAGAAAACAUGAAAACGGUGAGAGAAUGUGUGCAUGCACUCGAAUCAGAGUCUGAUGACGCUAAUUUACCCACUGAAAAAUGCUUACAUUCAUUUAAAGGAGGUAUUUUGGCUAUUGAAGCGACUAGAUACAAAAAAUUGGCAGACCAUAUCAAGGAGGUUGAGAAUACAAUUGGGGAUAUCGAAAGGCGUUUAAAAGGAUUUUUGGAGGAUAAUGGCAUGGGAAAUACAAACUUUAACGGUAUGCUUUGUGUUGCAGUUAUUCUCUACCUGAUCACGUUUUGA